Molecule: messenger RNA, 876 nt
Organism: Clonostachys rhizophaga
Lineage: Eukaryota; Fungi; Ascomycota; Sordariomycetes; Hypocreales; Bionectriaceae
Source: the annotation of a GenBank genome assembly
AUGUCCGAGUCGCAACUAUAUACCCUGAAGAGGUCACCGGAUGGUGGCCACGGCUUAUUUGCUAGGGUGGCCAUCAAGGCAGGCACUCGCAUCAUCCAAGAACAGCCCGUCCUGAUGCUCUCGAAGGAAGAAGUUCAAACACAAUCUGAAGAAAAAUGGGUCAUCGCAAAAAUGGGCCAGUUGCCUGUUGAGGCUCAGAACGAGAUCAUGGAGUUAUAUCACAACCCGAAGAAAUUACAAGACUUCAAGUCUCACCACAACCAGAAAUGUCCCGGCACCGACUGGGAUGCUAGUCUUGUGCUGGCCAAAUUCUACACGAAUGCUGCUUCAAUAUCUGGUGGACUGAAAGUUGGGCUGUUCACUACGUUUUGCCGCAUGAACCACUCAUGCAUGCCGAACACGUGCUGGGUGUACGACGAAGUGACCGGAAUGGAAGUAUAUGCGGUGAGAGAUAUCAGCGAGGGAGAGGAAAUCACGGACUCGUACACCGAAGUCGCGUGUUCUAGAGAAAGCAGGGCAAGAGAACUAGCAAAUUGGGGAUUCCGUUGCGAAUGUACGGCAUGCGAAGGUCCAGAGGCCGAAGUGAUUGAUAUCAGGCGGCGAAGGGUAGCGCAAAUCAGAGAGCUCUUGGAGCUCUACAGCCGUAAAGAUGAGAAGCCUAUGUUUUCAGAAGUACCGAAGACGGAUUUAGAAGCUUUAAACCUCGCAGAGGAAAGUGUCUCGUUGUUGUCGUUGGAAAAUCUAGUUGAGGAGUUGGGUGCUGCCCACGGAUGGUGUGCCAAGUUUGCUCGAAGAGCCGGGCUGAAGGAUGUCAAGGAGUUUCAUGAAGACAAAGAGUACCAAAUUUUGGUGCUUACUACGGGAGACACUGAAUAG